This is a messenger RNA of Oenanthe melanoleuca, 624 nucleotides long. It is a transcript of the gene PTPN18, whose product is annotated as protein tyrosine phosphatase non-receptor type 18. The coding region runs from base 102 to 563 and encodes 153 amino acids. NCBI's taxonomy places the organism in Eukaryota, Metazoa, Chordata, Aves, Passeriformes, Muscicapidae. The record is from RefSeq and is a predicted model, not a curated record. The transcript has 5 exons.
AGGGGCCGGGCUCCAGCCCAGGGGUGGGGCCUGGCCACUGAAAAAACCCCCCGGGAUCCCCUCGUGCGCCCCACACACCUGAGACCCCCCCAGGGACCCCGAUGGCACCUGCACCGCCCCCCGGGCACCUCAGCCUGGCCCGCGGGGCCCAGCCCCCCCUGUACCAGGACGCUGUGGCUCGUCGGGCUCUGCGCCCCACCUUGCUCAGGAGCGUUUCGGUGCCGGCCGAGCCCCCCGCGCCCCCCGCCAUGGAUGUCACCUACGCCGUGGUCAACAAACCUCGCAGGGGGGGCGGGGCCGCGGGGAGAGGCCCCUCCCCCUUGGAUAGAGACCACGCCCCCUUUGUGAGAGACUCCGCCCCCUCGGGCACGUGCUCGCUGCCGGGCAGCCCCGUGCGCCGCCCCUCCCCCAGCCCCGCAGGCUCCCCCAGACCCACGGAUGGCGCCUAUGAGGUUGUGACCCCUCCCACAGACCCCGGCAGCAGCCCCUGCCUUGGGUUUAACUUCCGCAUUGGGAAGCCCAAGGGCCCGCGGGACCCCCCGGCCGAGUGGUCCCAGGUGUGAGGGGGGUCCAGAUCCCUGAGCUCCCCCAACAGAGGAGGGGCCACAGCAGAACCCGACCAAU